AUGACAUUAGACUCCUCUUCCUCCAGCAUCCACUCCGAUACAGCUCCAACACCGACAUCUAAACCCCCUCCUCCCACCGACGCAUCCAACUUCCCAAAUGGCAAAAAAUCUCUCUCUGGAAUUUCUAUUCGAGCCUUUCUCCUCGGCACCACCUUAGGUCUCUCCAUCUUCCUCGCCAUUUCCCUCGCCUGGUUCGCCUCGAGCCCGCUCUGGCGCGUCCCGUUCUUCCUCGCCUCGCUCGCCCUCUUCCACUUUCUCGAGUUCUGGGUCACAGCCGAAUACAACACCCGCCUCGCGUCUGUAUCCGCAUUUCUUCUUUCCUCGAACGGAUGGGCAUAUAAUGUCGCGCACGGGUCUGCGGUCGUGGAGUGUAUUAUAUCCUACACCUUUUUCCCGGGGAGCUGGUACCCGAAUUUGACGGAGCCGGUGCCCGGGAUCAAGGUGCAGGUAGUAAUUGGGGUAUUGUUAAUGGUAGUGGGACAGGUAGUCCGAACACUGGCAAUGGCGCAGGCGGGAAGUAACUUCAACCAUACGGUGCAGGUUGAGCUUCGCGAAGGUCACCAACUGGUAAAGAAUGGAGUGUAUGCGUUCCUACGGCAUCCGAGCUAUUUUGGCUUCUUCUGGUGGGGAUUAGGCACGCAAUUGGUGCUUGGGAAUGUGGUUUGCUUCGUGGGCUACGCGCUGGUCCUGUGGAGGUUUUUUUCAAGUCGGAUACAGAGGGAGGAGAGGUUUUUGAUUUGUUUCUUUGGAGAUGAAUACGUUGAAUACAAAAAGACAACUCGGGUGGGAAUCCCAGCCAUUCCCUAA
Molecule: messenger RNA, 807 nt
Organism: Aspergillus wentii DTO 134E9
Lineage: Eukaryota; Fungi; Ascomycota; Eurotiomycetes; Eurotiales; Aspergillaceae
Product: protein-S-isoprenylcysteine carboxyl O-methyltransferase
Exons: 3
Coding region: 1-807 (268 amino acids)
Biological process (GO): C-terminal protein methylation
Cellular component (GO): endoplasmic reticulum; membrane
Molecular function (GO): protein C-terminal S-isoprenylcysteine carboxyl O-methyltransferase activity
Source: RefSeq, a predicted model, not a curated record